Lethenteron reissneri (Far Eastern brook lamprey) is the source of this 4285-nucleotide messenger RNA. RefSeq names its product von Willebrand factor A domain containing 2 (gene VWA2). The record is from RefSeq and is a predicted model, not a curated record. Gene Ontology annotation, biological process: calcium-independent cell-matrix adhesion. Lineage: Eukaryota; Metazoa; Chordata; Hyperoartia; Petromyzontiformes; Petromyzontidae. Gene Ontology annotation, cellular component: basement membrane.
AUGUACUGCAGUGCACUUCAACUGGCUGCCAGUCACAGGUGACUGAAUUACUGUAUAUUAACAAUAUUGAUCAGAGAGUUCUGUGCGAAGACAUAGGCAAGCGGUGGUAUAUAACAUCCACAGUUCUUAAAAAAAAAGACACUAGAUCUGAGCUGAAUGCCACACAUACAAAUUUGCGUGUCCUGCACACUUUCAUAGGAAUGGUGGAGAAUAAUGAUGGAGUGGCAGUCAAAGGAUGGAACUUGCCCGAGGAAAUGUCUGCCUUGGCGGUGGAGCAAAGAAAUCAUCUCAGGUGCAGGCACUAUGUGGAUUUUUACAUCGCAGAAUCGUUAGGAAUUACAACGGCUUCGUAAGACAUUCACCCAUCAGUGGAUUAAUCCUGGCUGCUAAUGAUGACGCCAUGUCAAGUUGUACGAUUGAUUCACUGGACGUAACUAGUACAGGACACGAGAAUGGGGUGUAAUGCCAGUGUAAGAAUCAAACAGCAAACGAGGUAUUAAAUACUGCAAGGUAUGUGUGUAGUAAUAAUAAUAAAUGGCAACUUAACGAUAGGGAUAGGCGUGGAAAAGAAUGUGUGCGCACCUUGAGGCAUCCACAGACGGGCGAAAAGACAAGCUGCCGUGAGCUGGCUGGACACUGGAGAGUGUGAAGACCAUCAACGACGCAAUGUAUGUGUGUUGAACUUCUUUCGCACCGUACGUAGCCAACCGUGCUAAUCGGAGCUGCGGGAGAAGGACAACAGAAAUGCCAACCCUUUUGGUAAUGAUGAUCCUGUUGGUUUUACAGGUGUCUCCAGCCAUCUCCAUGCAGGUGCUGGUUGCAGACCGAGAGACCAUAAUACAAAUCGACAUGUCUGGAAAGUUGGUGCAAUGCUCUGCCGCUGUGGACAUCCUGCUGCUAAUGGACGGUUCAUACAGUAUUGGAAAAGUCAGCUUUGAACGCUCGAAGCACUUCGCCUCCAACCUCUGCAAUAUGCUUGACAUCAAUCCGGAUCGGGUGCAACUUGGCAUCGUUCAGUACAGCUCCAAGCCCAGGCUGGAGUUUGCUCUGGAUGUGUAUCCUACGAGAGAGGAAGCAAAGGAAGCUAUAGCAAGAAUAGCAUUCCGUGGGGGUGGUACAGAGACGGGGCGAAGCAUCAAGUACGUGCUGCGUAAGGGCUUCCCGGGCGGUCGAGAGGGCAUCCCCAAGAUCCUGGUCCUGCUCACGGACGGCAAGUCUCAGGACAACGCGACGUUGGCUGCAAAGCACGCGCGCAACAGCGGCCUGACCGUGUUCGCCGUCGGGAUCCGCCACCCUGCGUGGGAAGAAUUAAAUAGAAUGGCGAGUGACCCCGAUGACAUGCACGUGUUCUACGCGGAGCAUUACAACGACGCACUCAAUGGCCUUUACACAACGCUCACACAGGCCACCGUGUGCUCGGAUGUGCACCCGUCCUGCAAGGUGGAGUCACGCAUUUGUCUGCGCACGAGCGUGGAGUCCGUGCAGGAAUAUCGCGGCAGUCACGCCUGCUGGAAGGGCAAAAGAGGACAACUCUCCGGGAAGCCGUAUGCGACUUUCUGUCCAUACUACGCGUGGAAGAGAAUACGUAACGUCCAUCAGAGUCGGUGCUACCGUACUCUGUGCCCAGACCCGUGUGACCCCAAUCCAUGUCAGAAUGGGGGCACGUGUGUGGCUGAAGGAGUUGAGGCGUACAGCUGCCUCUGCCCCCUUGGGUUCGGAAGCCACAGGGACUGCGGUGGGACCCAGUUUUUAGUGCCAAGCGUGGCUGUGGGCUGUGCCGUGGACCUGCUCUUCCUAGUGGAUGGCUCGUGGAGUAUGGGCCUCGAGGGCUUCCUUCGUGCCAAGGCCUUUGUGAAGCGGGUCAUCCACAGCCUUCUGCAGACCUCCCCGAGCAUUCUUAUCGGCUUCAUGCAGUACUCCGACACAGUGCACGUGGAGUUCACCUUGGGUCAGCAUGCCGGCUACACGAGCCUCGUCCGCAGCAUCGACGCCGUCAAGUACCGUGGCGGCAACACCAACACAGGCGGCGCUUUGGCCCACGUGGCCCAGCUGGAGUUCAGGGCGGAGACCGGCUCCAGGCAGGAGGUCCCGCACGCCGUGGUGGUGCUCACCAACUCCAGGUCGCGCGACGCGGUCGCUCUGCCGGCCCAGUUCGCCCGAGAGAGGGAGAUUUUCCUCCUCGCUGUGGGGAGCGAGCAGGUCCGCGCGGAGCUACAGAGCAUUGCGACGCCGCUGAAUGCGCUGCCUUUCAGCGACCCGCUGGACUUGUACAACAAGGUGAUGGAGCUGAGGAGCCGGAUCUGCAGUCUCAAUUCACAAGGAUGUUAUUCCAGACCUUUGGACGUCAUCUUUGUCCUCGACUCGUCUGCAAGCAUGGGCCGGCAAAAUUUCCAGAGCGUCAAGGAGUUUGUGAAGGACUCCGUGUCGCAAUUCGACAUCGACCGUGACCUCGCUCAGGUGGCGGCGGUGAUUUACAGCACCAAACCGCGCGCGCUCUUCCACCUGGACACAUAUGACAGCGAGAGCCGGAUGAAGCGAGCGCUGUCCACCGCGCCGUUCCUUGGCGGCCUCGCGCUCAUCGGGAGAGCACUCGGCUUCGUGGCCGAUGAGCUCCUCACGGUGCACAGGGGAGCUCGUCCCGGCGUGCGGAAGGUCGUCGUGGUGGUGACGGACGGGCUGAGUGCGGACGACGUCGUGGGGCCCGUCACGACGCUGCUGAGCAACGGGGUGUCCGUAAUCCUCGUCAGCGUGGGGGAUGCCAAUCGCAGGCUCUGGAUCACUGCGCAGCCCAGCGAUGUUAUUUCGAUCCCUUCCUACAACACGCUAAAGCACUACAUGGACAAUGUCAUCUGGAGGAUCUGUGAAGAAUCCAAGCAGCCGACCAGCCCCUGCUUGCCAAACCCCUGCACAAAUGGAGGAAUGUGCUCACUGCUCACCGGCAGCUACCACUGCCAAUGUGUGGGUUGGGAUGGGCCUCACUGUGAACACCGAAUUAGGCGGAAUGACGUUCACGCUGGCUACCAUUACACUGGAAGAAGAACAUAACUGUUUGUUAAAACCAUUAAAAUAUAUAUCGUUUUUUCAUAUGUUUUGCUAUUUGUGUUUAAUAAAGUGAAUAUUUUAUCACCACAAACUAUCCCGAUAAAAAUAAGAGUUGUGAUUCGGAUGCUUCAAAUGAUCACACAAAGAGAAAAUGUACACAUAAAAAUGUUUCUGCCAUAAUUGAAUUGGCAAUCGCAUGUUCAGUGUCACGUUACAUACGCAGCGAUGUUAACAAUGAACAGUGUCGUACUGAUGACGAACAUAUAUCUCAGUUAUACAUCAAGUUGUUUGCAAGCUAAUUUUCACGAUUAAAAUAGAGUUCAACUUCUCAUGCGACUCACGAAAAACCAUGAUUAACAAUCAUCAUACAUCGAAUACAUCAGUGCAAUACUUAAUGGCAUAAAUACAUCACCUUUUAAAUUGCUUUGCUUACUAAUAGCCAGUAGCUUGAAUAAAAAUCAAUCUUAAUAUUUCAAUUUUCAUAAUGGCUUUUGUAAAUAUAGCAGCAGAUAUAUAAAUACAUUCUUUGUUUAUUCUGCCUGAUAAAUCAUGUUCGACGUAAAUGUUUCUUUUCUUCAAUAUUAUCUUAAUAUUUAAAAUAUAUACACAGUGCAAUAGGCAAACAGUAGAAAAGGUACAAAUAUGUUAAAUGAAAAUGUUUGUGUUUGUGUAUUUUGACAUUACAUUUUAAUCAUAUAUAUUUUAAUUAUCUACUAAUAUCACUCUAUUUAACCAUAAAUCAAUGCAUAAACUUUACAUGAGAUUCAUUGAAUGUGAAAUGACUUGUAAAAUAUAUUAAACACAGUAACGACAUUGUGAAGAACACUGGCCCACACUUUCAGCUGUCUGAUGGCAACUGUCCCAUCUUGUCUAAAAACAACAACCUUGUGAGUGAUCCUGAAGGCCAUGAUACACUCGGCCGACAUGUUAGCAAUCCUUCAUGGCCAUCGUCCCUUGGAAAACAUAAGGGCAGCUAUUACUUACUGAUUAGGCAAUCGCACAGUAACAGAGUUCUGUCUAGCCAAACAAUACGGUUUCGUGGGAACUGUGUUUGCUGACUGCACCUUUGAGUGACCAUGUGAAUGUCUAUCCCAGUUGUCCACUGAGGGCAGCAAAUUUGGCAACUUAAUAUUUUCACCAAAUAAAAUUGUGUGGUAACCAUUGCUGGGGCCGAUUUUUGGCAACAAUUACCUAAGAAUGUCUCCAAUAAAAACUACCAAACGUCCUUGUUUGGCCAAGACGG